AUGACGUCACCGGUGGCGGGAAGCCUAAGCCCCGGGGAGAGGCAUCGGUCGGCCAGCCCUCGGUCCGAGUUCCUGGCCAUCCCAGAGUUCGGCUCUCCCAACUACACCACCUCAGCCUCCAGCCCCACCAGCUUAUCAGUGCCUGGGUCGUGGUGGGGGUUCGGAUCCCUAGCCGUCUCUGGGGAUUACAGGAGAACCAGCAGUGCCGGCUCCUCCAUCUUUGACCUGAGUGGCGAGUGUGAGCAGCUGGAGAGGGCGCUCAAAGAGAAUGACGUCAACACGGUCAAGAAGUUUCUACAGCUCUACCACACCCGGUUAACCUUGACCAUUGACCCCCAGCUCCACCACACCCGGUUCCCGCUGGACGUCCACGCCAGUUUUCUGGACAAGUCCAGCUGUGACUCCCACAGCAGGCGUCAGAGUCACGUGAGUCAGGACGUGGAGAUCCUGCUGAGGAAGAGUCAGACGUUGAUCGACUCCCUGGAGCGUCACAGGGACAGCGAGCAGACGGAUGACGCGCCCAACAUUUUCAGGUCCUCCUUGCACCUGGCCAUCCAGUACAGCUCCCUGGAUGUCCUAAAGGUCCUCCUCAAGUACGGCGUGGACCCCAACGAACCGUCCGCCCUCCAGUCCAAGAGCAGACGCAGCAGUCAAUACGGCAGCAGCGAAGCCCCCAGCCCCACCGUCCCCGCCAUUCUACUCCCGGGGUUCCAGCACCCAGAACCUUGCCAGGCAUCCCCCACCCCCACAGUCCCGCCCCAGGAGCACCAGUUUUACCUGGAAGACCCCCGUACGGAGACGGACAACUCUCAUUCUCGCCAGAGACUCAGCGUCAAUCCCCCGGCUGCUCCUUCAUUCAAACAUUCUCGACGCUGUUCCGACUGGCCUUCGUUAAUCACCGUAGGCGGAAACUCCCGAACACCGGGCUCCGGACGGUCUAGCCACUAUAACCACCUACCGGAAAUAGUCGAGACUUCGGUCGAGAACGGUUUUAAUUUCUCAGCUCACUACUCCAAAGACGACUUGAUGAACUUACCGUGUCUGUAUCUUGCAGUGGUCGACGGUAACCCGUAUGUUGUCCAGCUUCUACUCCGUUACGGCGCCCAGCCCAACGUUCAGGACACGCAUGGCUGCUCCCCGCUCCACCUCGCCUGCUGCCAGGAGUACUUCAACCUGGAGAACAUCCGCAGCCUGCUCAAGUACGGGGGGCGCGCCCACCUCAAGAACGUCAACAACGACACGCCCUGCACCCUCUACCCCGACAUCGUCAACGAACAGAGGGCCGUGGUCAGAGCAGCGCUGACCCGGUUGACCUUCACCCAGCCUGGUAAACCAAGAUCAAGGACAUCAACCGUGACGAGCCAGAACACACGAGACUACCCGAUGCCUCCCACGCCCUCACACGACCCCUCCGCUUCCGGUCGUUCUGGAAGCGUCAGCCGGUUCUUUAAGCGGUUGAGCUCAGACCCCCGCCCCCGGGGCAGGGACCGUCGCAUCACACGUGACGAGAGCUCGACGUUCGUGUCGGAGGCGCUCCGGGAGAGGACGUACUCGAUCGGGUCCGGCAAGAGCCGGCACUACUCGACCUGCAUCCAGGAGGACAUGGAAAGUGACAUCUCGCUGGAGCCCUCGGUCUUCUCUGAGCGAAUUGCUUGCCGUAGCAGAAUGAGUCUAAGGCGAAAUGAUAAGAACAAGAACAGGGGAAGUUACUCCGCCGAGCAGAAUGAAAGAUCUUCUAGCGAGGAGGCUGAGAGGUCCCUACACAUACUGGUCAAGUUGGCCUCUAACUGGGAGUGUGUACCUACCAUGCUGGACAGUCUACUUCCGUACAUGCGCAAUCUGCUGCCUGUCAUUGAGCAGUUGGAGGCACCGGCGGUGGAGAAAUCAAUCAAUGAGCUGUUCAAUCAACUCAUUCAGACCUGCUACAGCCAGCUGUCUGAGACCUCCACAAACGAGACCAAACAUUCCAUCUUUCUCGAACUUUCGAAACUUCUGCAAGCCGCCCUGGAGCUGAUGCGAGGCAAGCAGAGCCUCCACUUCACCGCCCUCUCCAUCAUCAACCGCAUCAUGGAUAUCUGCAUCGUCCACAAGAACUACGACUUCGGGUCCCCCACCUGCCGUCCCGACUCCGACCUCCACGCGACCAGCCCGGAGUUUAUCGCCAAAGGGGGCGGGGCUCACUUCGGGGUCCCGACAAAACCCGGGGGUCGGGAACAGUACCCGAUUAGAUUUCAGUCUCACGCGCACCCACACACGGGAUUAUGCAGCAGGUUGAGUAGCUCAGACGAAUCGUCAACGGCAAGUUUUAUCGGAACCUCCUCUAAAGGGCUUUCAUCUUCCUUCACGCCCACCUCCAGCAGCGCCGCCGCCACAAACACCCACACGCCCUCCUCCUCUACGGCACCCUCUGCGCCUGCGCCGAGUUCUGUGACGUGUUCCUCCACGCUCAACCGGAUAUCCUCCCUCCACAAGCGGCGCGCCAGCCAACCGUCGCACGAACAACAUCCGCCAAACGGAUGUGAAGACGACGACCCUUCCAAAACGGCUGUCGUCCGGACUCCUCUGGAAAUCUUACUCUCGCUUGACCCGAGUCAAAUUGUAUCCUGCUUGCACAACAACAUCACCAUGCACAAACGGAUCAUCGGCACGCGGCACAAAUGCACGCCCAGCGUCAGACAGAGACACUGUACUCACCACUGCUUGCAGAUUCUCAGCGCUAGAGUACUCACCCUCAUGUGCCACAGUGCGCAUGUGCAGCACAAAUUAGUCACCAGGGGGCAUCUCAAAAUGUUAGUGGAGGCCCUGGAUCCUAACCAUGACCCGCAACUUCUCUGCCUGUUGCUCCAAGCACUGGCCUGUGUUGCCAUGACACCCGCCUACCACUCCGCCCUCUCCGACGCCGACGUGGCCGAUAUGCUGAUGCAGCUGCUGCUGCCGUCGGACGAGUGGUACUACACCAACCACAGCACUAAGUACGCCAAGUAUGUCAAGUACCACGCCGCCAGGAUCCUGGUCUACAUGGGGCUCUUCCACAAGCUGGGGGGUCGGGUCGACAUCUUCGACAGGAGGCCUUUUCUGGAAAGUAACCAAAACUCUCUGCUGCAAGUUCACUCCCCUGAAGACAGUUUUAUUGAGCUGAUGGCGAUGGGGAAGAUAGUCAUGCUGAACUCUAAAGGUCAUCUGGAGGCGGCGUCUAUGGAAGGUCUUAUCUCAGAGAUCAUACAGGAAGCUUCCAACGAAGAGCGAGACUCCCACACGCCGUACAUCCGGCUCAGCGGCUCUGCCAACAGCCUGACAGGACAGUUUGACCACGACUUCUUCCAGAACAAACAAAGCCUUCUCUCGCCCCUCGCCACGCCUUCUUGCUCCAUGGAGUUCCUCAAGUCAAUCAACCAUCAGACUCUCCGGGAAUAUUUCCUAACCGGUUUACCCAUGGUUGUACACCCGGUUAUUGUACUCCGGCUUUUGUCGCACCGGUUAUUCGGGAAUAUGAUUCGUAGGAAGACGCUGUACUCAGAUGCCAAGCUCAAACCACCUAAAGUAGAUAAAGUCGACUCGUGUCCUCCACGGAAGCUUGACGUCUCUGACAAAGACGAUCAGAACCAACACAAAGAGUUACCGCACGCUGCCCAUGAAGGCGUCUCGUUGGCAUCUCAUCCUCAGGACAACGCCAACUCAUCUAAACCACAGAAACAGGAGCAGAGUACUCAGCCUAAACCAAAGCCCAGCCUUCGUGUGAUGAUAUCCGACUCAGGGAUAGACGACGACGACACCCACCUUCACGACUACGACGAGAAGGAUCUACUCCACGCCGAAAGAGUCAGCGCUAAGAACGUUAGCCAGGUUCAAAAUAAAAACGGAACAACGACGAAACUUGCCUUAAGAGCUAUAGGGGAGAGCUUGGUGACCCCUCUGGACCUGGAUAUUAAAUCCAGGUCGAAGGAGUCAACUGCUGUACCUGGGUCUAACGCCGUCACCCCACCCGAGGUCCCUGAAGGCGUUAACUUUGAUAUACCCUCGAAACAACCGUCAAAAAAACUGUUCCGGUGGCCGAGUAAGAAAAGAUUGUCCAAGUCCCAGGCUAAUGUUCAAAUGGUGCAUCAAGACAGCAUCGUCAGUGGGGGUCAGCUGACGUCUGGUUCGUGCAGCGAAGCGUCGACCCCUGAGGUAGAUAUCGUGGCCUUUCAGCGGGAGCUUAUCAAUCUUCCAACCUUUGUCAUGGAGACGCCUUUAGUCGACGUGUCCCCGGUGUUCUCAAGGUCCAGUUCAGUGCCAGAGAACCUGGCGUCACGUCACAGGUCCAACCUGAUCAACAGCUCCACGGGUCAGCUGCACGUGCAUACUGACGUCAUCGACACGAAACACAGCCCGCACAGUCCCAGCAGACCCACCUUUAUAUUUCCCAGCUCACCCAUGACGUCCAGCAGCUUUAAAGCCGGCUCCAUGGUGACCAUCACCACCACAGAUGUGGGGGGAGAGAGUGAGAGAAUCAUCCACCACCCCAUCACCGACCUCGUCUCCCCGACCCUGCCCAGCAUCCACCAACAACUCACCUCCCCCCAGAGCACCGACACCCCCGUGGCUGGCUCUGCCAUAACCGUUCACUUCGAGGCUCCGUCCUCCCCCAACCCGUCAACCUCCAGCCAAAGCCCGCAGACGCAGUUCGAGUUCCCCAGCAUCCCGCCCUCAACCAGCUUCGCCAACCACUUAAGCGUCAAGCAGGAGUACCCACCCUCCGCCACGCUCUCGCCUAUACAGCAGCAGAUGUCUGUUCAAACCUCCUUGUCUACCCCUGCUCUGUACACCCCCGAGCCUCGCCAGUCGGCCCCCCUCCCCACGGGGACGUCCGGUCUGGUCACCCCUAGCUACGAGAUAUCGUGCCAGCACCGUGGAGUGCUCAGGGUGUUGGAGACUUGGGCCAAGAUCUCACAGAUCGACAUGGAGGGCAACUCUCUGAUAGCCCUGGAGACCAGAGAGUUCCUCAAGAGACUCUCUGCUAUGGGACACGAAUAUAAACUCUGGUGCCAAAGAUUCGGAGCGAACCUUCGGCUCGAGGAAUGCAUAACAGCGGAUAAAGCAACCGAAGCCAAGGACGAUAAUGCAUCAAUUCAUCUGCAAUACAAAAAGCUACAGCAGCUGAUUGUCAAUGGGGACCUGCCGUGCUCUAAAGAAGAGGCCGCCACCCUCGCUGGCAUCCAGCUCCACAUCGAAGAGGCCUGGCCCGAGUCUGAGGACGAAGACAACGAGGAGGUUGACACGCCCAACCACCAGAACAACAACUGUGGGAGUCCAACCAACGGGUUGACAGAUGGCGAGGAUGGCGUCGUUGAGCAGACGAGAUGUUUUCGUAUCAACACGGACAGCGAGAAGCUGGAGAACUUGCGCCACAAGAAGGAGCUGAUCCGCUCUCAUAGAGCCCAGAGAAUAACUAGCACUAGACGCAGUACAAAACUAGCACGGACCCUGCUGUGUACCAGCGAUAACGAAUGGCAGCCACGGGAGAGUUUGGACCUGAGCAAAUUUCUACCUCCCCACUACACAACUUCUAAACGAGUUCGAGAACUUAUUGAAGACAAACAAAAAAAGUUGUGGCACACUCCCUACUAUGAAAAUGAAGUAAAGCUUAAACAGCUGUACAUCAAGAUCUGCAAGAAUCUUCCUUCAUAUGGCUGUAAACUGUUUCAAGUCAAAGAAAUUUUGAGGGGAAACACACAAAAAAAGGUAUCAAGGCUACUGGCCAUCUCUAAUGAGAAGAUCAUGCUGCUAGACAUUAAGACCCAGAUCCCAGCUAAGAGCCAGCAACUUAAAGACAUGGAUGACUGGCUGUCUGGUAGUGGAAAGGCCCAUGACAGUCUAGUGUUAGAGUUCAGGGGGACUAAGCCAUGGACGCUUGCCAUGCCUUCUGUUGACUGUCUCAAGUCUGUCACUGCUGCCAUAUGGGAAGCUUUAGAUAUGGAUGGCAGAUUUCUAAACAAUGGCGCCCUGCAGAGAGACAGCUUUGAGUUUGAUUACCAGAAGAGACAGCUGACUCCCAGACCAGAGUUAGAGCCCAUGAGCAAAGACACAGAAGAGUUGGAGGCCUUGCGGAAAAUGCUUCACUUUCCGGAAGAAGUGGCGCUGAUGUUAACUGAUGUGGAACACAAACUUUUCAGCAGUGUACCUCCGCAGCACUACAUUCGCCACGUCACCAUGGAACUUUCCAGACCUUUGAUGCAGAAAACUCAGCCUUCAGUGGAACAUCUCAUACAAAGGUUCAAUGAGGUCAGCUCCUGGGUGACCCAGUUGAUUGUGACCCAAGCAACCCAUGACGACAGGAAAGCUGUGCUGUCCUGUAUCCUCAGACUUGCUGUCUACUGUUGGCUCCUUGGGAAUUUUAACUCUGCUGUUGAAAUUGUUUGUGGAUUACGGUCAGAGAAACUGAAACCGUUUUGGCUGUCUAUAGAAGAUGAAGACCUGUCAACACUCCACUCCCUGUCAGACAUGUUGCUGACCAGGGACCUCUCCCCGGAGUACAGGGAGGCAAUCAACAGGGCCCUGGAUAUCCCCGAGUGUAAAGUUGUGCCUUUUUUUGGAUCUUUCCUCCGUGAGCUGAAGAGUAUUUUUGUUGGAGUACCUAGCAUCGUGGUUGUGCCGUCUGAUGAAAACCAGUCGUUAGAGUUUGUGUCAGACUUCAAUGGUGAGGACAGGUUUAUGACCAGGAUAGGUGUGGGUGGAUUAAUUAACCUGGACAAAUUGAGGCAGGCUCAGCUGGUGCUGAGUGACAUUCACCUGUUCCAGUACCAUGGGAAAAUAGCAGCUAGUUCCAGUAGUAACCUGGGGGAUGCCACCAGCAGUGCCAGCAGAGAUACAGAAUCAACAUCGUAUGAUAGCGAUGGGGAUUAUGACCUUGACCUAGACAGCUAUCAACCAGUCCGACCAUUGGCUAGCGAGCACGAGGUCAUGGUGUUGACCCCAAGACUCCUCCAGCUGGACAUGCAGACUCUGCAGAUCUUGAACCACGGCACGACCAUCAUACAGUGGGACGAAGAUGGCGGCAGAUCCUCCUUGUGUGUCUUACGUCUCGAGGCCGACAACUCCACCAUCACGUGGUCCCGGCCGGGCUGGAGCGCCCUCCGUGGCGCCACCUCCCCGCCUGACUUCGUCCUUCACUCCGACCGCUCCCACACCUCCCUGCACGUGCUGUGCGCGCGCUACUCUAGUGGGGGUGAGGACAGUUUCAACUCACUAGAAGAAGGCUACCUGGACGUCAUGCACAUCAAGGAAGUUUACCUGGGCGAAGAGAACCUUGACCUUGCUGGCAUCUGCAAGCGGCACGGGCUAGAGACUCUGGACUCUGACCACAAGUGUAUCACCAUAGUCUACGGCAGCUGCAUGUCCGCCAUACACAAGCUGUGGUUUAUCGGACCCAAGGGGAUCAUCGGCGCCUGGUACCGUGGCUUGACCCACCUCAAGGUGGCAGCAGGCAAGCUGAGGAACCAAAUGGACAGACGCGUCCUGUGGCUCAAGCAGCAGUACCUGCAGCUGUACUACGAGGGGGAGAAGUGCCAGGGCCCCACCCCAGCGGACGCUGUUAAAGUGUUUGGGGGAAGGUCAUGGUCGUCCGGCCUGCCCACGUCUGCUCUGAACGAACAGGGAGGCUCCAUCAGACGGUCGGCCAACUUCACCGUUGGCCCGCCCAACCUGUUUAAGAAAGGGAAGGGAGGAGGGGGUGGAUCAACAAAGGUCGACCCCGCCAAAAGCGGCAGCCACGCCCACGGGGGAGCAGCCCCAGACAGCGUCAAAUCGUCUGCUGGUAAAGCCAAGCGCACCCCAAGCCCACUCCGCAAGAUCCGCUCCGAGAUGAACAAGUCCCACAACUCCGACCCCACGCUGAACCAAAUCGCCCGGGGCAGCCCGACUCUGGGCUUCCGUCCCCGGAGCUUGACCUUCAGCUUCACCAGCAGGUACCGGUCCCGCAGACGGCGCAUGUCUCUGGGGUGCCGCAGUGGGGACAAGUCCAGCUCCAUCACCCACUCGACACAGCUGUCGUUUUUGGACUUCGUGGACCUGUUCAAGUCGUUUGGUCUGCGGUGCCGGAAGGACCUGAAGGACUUGUUUGACCAGAUCUCCUCCAGCAAGAAGCCGCACGUGGACGAGGCCAUGACGUCAGUAGACAUUCCUAGCCAGGCCACCACUAGUGAUAAUAUAUGUUCCAUUACAAGAAUCACAGCACAAGACCUCAAGCUGGACAGCCAACAGCGCCACAAGAUCUGCGACGCCCUGGCAGUGUCCAGCAUCAUCUCCAACUGUGCGGGGGUGGACACCAGCCACAGCUCCUACCUGACACCCGCUGAGAUACACGACUUCCUCGUCAACUUCCAGGAAGAGCACUUGGACCAAGAGGAGAUAACUGAGUUGGUAAGAAAGUUUGAACCAGACCCUGCAAUGAGAAGUAGGUGCUUCAUGUCCUUUGAAGGCUUUGCCAGGAUGUUGAUGGAUAAAAACAACUAUGCACACGCAUAUGAAAAAAGUAGUCACACAGACGAGGACAUGGACCAUCCCCUGCCCCAUUACUACAUAGCAUCUUCCCACAACACCUACCUCACUGGGCACCAGCUCAAGGGGGAAUCUUCUGUCGAGCUCUAUAGUCAGGUGUUGUUGAUGGGCUGUCGUUGUGUGGAGUUGGACUGCUGGGAUGGUGAGGAUGGGUCACCAAUCAUUUACCAUGGUCACACUCUCACCACCAAGAUCUCAUUUAAAGGAGUAGUGGAAGCAAUUAAUAGGAGUGCCUUUGUCACCUCACCAUACCCCAUCAUUUUAUCCAUUGAGAACCAUUGCUCACUAGCCCAGCAGCAGAAGAUGGCACAGAUAUUUGUGAGUGUAUUUGGUGAGAAGCUGGUGACAGACUUCCUGUUCGACACAGAUUUCCUAGAAGAUCCCCAGCUGCCUUCACCCAACCAACUCAAGUACAAAAUCCUCAUCAAAAACAAGAAACUCAAAGACAACGAAAGCCUUGCCGCAGCCAAAAAGGUGUACACACAGAACAGAGCAAGCAGCAUUCCAUCUUCAGAGACAACAUCUAUCAAUGAUUUUGAUGAUGAUGAUGAUGAAGAUGAGGAUGAAGAUGAUGUGACAGAUGCUGUCAAAGAGUUACGGAGGUCAGUGGACAGCCAGGACAGUCCAACCCCUGAACACGAGGACAAGACCAAGGGUGACCAGCCCCGGUCACGUACUGACUCUAUGGAGGAGCUACGGGCCAGAUAUCCCAAUGAUAACUUUGGCAGUAAAACUUCUCGACCUAAAAGCCACCCUGAGCUAGACUGGCACUUUGAUGAGGAGAUAUCAAACCUGAAAGUCCAGCCGAAAGUGAAAACAAAAAAGGCCAGUCAAAUAGCCAAAGAGUUGUCUGAUCUUGUUGUGUAUACACAUGCUGUCAAAUUCAGAGGGCUUAGUAUGAGUCCCAACACAUCUUUGAAACAAAAAAAAGUCCCCUCUCGGAGAAGUAUUCUAACAGCCAGCAUGGGAACCAGUCCCAGCACUCCCACUCUCCUACCAGGUGGUGCAGACAAGCCAGAAAGUAGCCUGCAAGUGACCGGAGCCAAGUUUAAACGCUGUGAAGUCCCCUCCUGUUAUCUGGUGUCAUCCCUCAAUGAGAACAAAGCCAAGCAACUGUGUCGCAGGAGUCCCCUGGCCACUGUUUGCCACACAGAGAGACAGCUGAUGAGAACCUACCCAGCAGGGAUGAGAAUUGAUUCUUCCAAUUUUAACCCUGUCAUUUUCUGGGCUUUUGGGAUUCAGAUGGUGGCCUUGAACUAUCAAACAGAAGAUGUAGCCAUGUCUUUGAACACAGCCAUGUUUGAACAAAAUGGCCGCAGUGGCUACAUACUGAAACCGUCUGUCAUGUGGGAUAAAUCCCAUGUCAUGUACAACCGCUUUAAUCCUUGGGAUAAAGAAUUUGAUGGCUUGCACACCACCAUCCUUACACUACAGAUCAUCUCAGGCCAGUAUGUGUGUCAACAUUACUCCACCAACGUACAAGUGGAAGUGGAGGUGAUUGGUAUUCCUGUGGAUUGUGCCAAACAGAAAACUAAAGUAGUGCCUAAAAAUGCCCUUAACCCUAUAUGGAAUGAUAUCUUCACAUUUCAAGUAUUAUUUGCGGACCUUGCCUUUAUAAGAUUUGUUGUGAUCGACGCCAAUACAAGUCACAUGGUCACGCAGCGUGUUAUCCCCUUGAAAUGCCUGAGACCUGGCUACAGACAUGUGCGGCUCCGGAACGGCUCCGGUCAGCCGCAGGAGUUGUCCACCUUGUUUGUGUACAGCAAGCACGAAGAGGAACUACUGGAGACUAGGAAUGGAUCAGACUUUGGUCUGACCGUCUCCUCGUUCAAACGUAUGUCCAUCUUCUCAAAGGUCAGGGAACUCUCGGACGCCAGUAAACAAGAUUCUAAAGAGGCUCUUACAACCACGGGGACCAAGCUGAAGCGUAGGAUGUUUUUCAUUAGUGUGUUUGGAGUUACUGCCCCUGAUGAAUACAUUAUUCUCAAGGUCACACAGGACUCCACUGUGGCAGACACCAUAGCACAGGCGCUGACUAAAGUGGGUCGACUGGAUGAAAAGUUUGCGGACUAUGUCUUGGUGGAGGAUGUCCAGAGUGGCUGGGAGAAGAAAGACCAGGAGAAGGCCAGCAACCAGAGAAUUCUGGACGUGGCCGAGAGGGUUCUGGCGGCUCAAAACAAGUGGAAAGGGGCGGGGAAGUUUAUUCUUAGGAAACUCAGUGAUGACCCCAGUAGUAGAGCCUGGAUGACCACUAUGCUAAAAGAACAGAAGCGUCAAAUGGAAGAGUCCAGCACUGCGGACUGGGAGGGGGAGGAGCACAUGUUUCUUGUCUGUGUGUUCAACGUCUCACCAGACCAGCCAUACACAAUCUUUAAGGCACCAGUGACCAGCACAGCUCAGGAUAUCAUCACACAAGCAAUGAAGAAAGCCCAUCGAGCCAACACUGAAGAUCCUCGUGAUUUUGUACUGCUAGAGGAGGUGACCAACCAGGCAGAACCAUUCCAGGCUAGUUCUUCCAAGAAAUCUGGCAGUGAGAAGGGGGAUAACUCUAGGAUACUGGCGGAUGAUGAGAAUGUCUACCAGGCUCAGAAUGAGUGGAAAACUGCAGGGAGGUUUGUCCUCAUGAGCAGGGAGGAAGUCAGUCUGGAGGAUGAGGAUAAAAAACGUUUUAGCAAAGGAUCCCUGUCUAAAGGCAGCAACUUCUCAAAAAGGUUUGGAUCAAAAAGACUUUCACGCAACCCAACUCAGGGGGAAAAACUCCUUGCAUACCCGCCUCCAGAGAGCUUCCACCGCUCCAUCAGCUUCCCAUCUCAAGUCAACAACACGGCUGUCGUCGCCAAGGCAACAGCACCGUCCCCCAACCUGUCUCCCACACCCCCUGAAAGGUCAGGGCCAUUCAGAAUCUCCAAGAAAAUCUCCAAACUCAGCUUCAAGCUCAACAAGUGAUUGUCAGCCACGUGCAUGAAAGUGGAAUAGUCCAACAGGUUGUUUGAUAAAUUCAAACUUCUGUGUGCUGAUGUUGAGACUUGUGGACCAACUGAAACUCUGAUUGUUGAUUGUGGUCUUGUGUGACACCCAUUACAGCACACUUCACCAACAGUUGUGUUUAUGUACCAUGGUCGGGUGACUCAAACAAAGUAACAACACACAUCAUGAUCAAUGGUGCACCUGGAAGCCACCCUAUAUAAGGAAUCUGCCCUAUAUCAGGAAAAGCUGCCCUAUAUCAGGGAGCU
Physella acuta is the source of this 11768-nucleotide messenger RNA. RefSeq lists its product as uncharacterized. NCBI's taxonomy places the organism in Eukaryota, Metazoa, Mollusca, Gastropoda, Physidae. Gene Ontology annotation, biological process: G protein-coupled receptor signaling pathway; release of sequestered calcium ion into cytosol; Ras protein signal transduction. The record is from RefSeq and is a predicted model, not a curated record. Gene Ontology annotation, molecular function: phosphatidylinositol-4,5-bisphosphate phospholipase C activity; protein binding; guanyl-nucleotide exchange factor activity.